Messenger RNA from Aethalodelphis obliquidens (Pacific white-sided dolphin), 1160 nucleotides. It is a transcript of the gene CCDC25, whose product is annotated as coiled-coil domain containing 25. The coding region runs from base 97 to 723 and encodes 208 amino acids. Lineage: Eukaryota; Metazoa; Chordata; Mammalia; Artiodactyla; Delphinidae. The record is from RefSeq and is a predicted model, not a curated record. The transcript has 10 exons.
UUCCGGGGAACGCGGCCUCCGCGCUUCCGGUAUCUUGAUCUUCCAGGGCUAAGUGCCGCUGCUCGGCGCUGGAGUCGCCGUGCCGCCGCCGGGAUCAUGGUGUUCUACUUCACUAGCAGCAGCGUUAACUCAUCUGCUUACACUAUUUACAUGGGAAAGGAUAAAUAUGAAAAUGAAGAUCUGAUAAAGUAUGGCUGGCCUGAAGAUAUUUGGUUUCAUGUGGACAAACUCUCUUCGGCUCAUGUAUACCUUCGAUUACAUAAGGGGGAGAAAAUAGAAGACAUUCCAAAGGAAGUACUGAUGGACUGUGCCCAUCUUGUGAAGGCCAAUAGCAUUCAAGGCUGCAAGAUGAACAACGUCAAUGUGGUUUAUACCCCGUGGUCUAACCUGAAGAAAACGGCCGACAUGGAUGUGGGACAGAUAGGCUUUCACAGGCAGAAGGACGUGAAAAUUGUGACAGUAGAGAAGAAAGUGAAUGAGAUCCUGAACCGAUUGGAAAAGACCAAAAUGGAGCGGUUCCCAGACCUAGAGGCAGAGAAAGAAUGCAGAGACCGCGAAGAGAGGAAUGAGAAGAAAGCCCAGAUUCAGGAAAUGAAAAGGAAAGAAAAGGAAGAGAUGAAAAAGAAGAGGGAGAUGGACGAACUUAGGAGCUAUUCAUCACUAAUGAAAGUUGAGAAUAUGUCUUCAAAUCAGGACGGCAAUGAUUCAGAUGAAUUCAUGUGAAUGGAGAAAAGGACCUUUUAAAGAUCCUGCAAGGCAACCCGUGUGGCAAGAGAUAGGACAAGACAAUGAAAGGGGAAGGCACAAAGCCUGCAGGUCAUAAGGCAUGCAGAUGCACAUUCUAACCACACGCAGAGUCUGCAGCUGUAUUCUAACCCAGCAAAAAUACCUCCUCCAGCAGAUAUUCCACCUGUAACAGCACUUUGGAGUGGCGGGUAAAACCACAAGACUUCAGGGUUUCUGUUUAUCCCAAGCUGGUGUAUGGGGUUGAACUGGAAGAUUUCCUGAGACAUAACUCGGCCAAAUUGUGAGAAGGGGUGUGGGAGAUGACUCCAGAAAUUUGUGAUUGUGUGUUUAUAUAUGUCCAGUCAUAUUCAGCCUGGAGUUCUAUGAGUUGGAAAUGUAAUAAUAAAGACUCGUUUUUUUAUUUGGGAGGAUAC